Messenger RNA from Phlebotomus argentipes, 2118 nucleotides. RefSeq names its product zinc finger protein with KRAB and SCAN domains 7-like. Gene Ontology annotation, cellular component: nucleus. NCBI's taxonomy places the organism in Eukaryota, Metazoa, Arthropoda, Insecta, Diptera, Psychodidae. Gene Ontology annotation, biological process: regulation of transcription by RNA polymerase II. Bases 121 to 1959 code for a protein of 612 amino acids. The transcript has 6 exons. Gene Ontology annotation, molecular function: DNA-binding transcription factor activity, RNA polymerase II-specific; RNA polymerase II transcription regulatory region sequence-specific DNA binding; zinc ion binding. The record is from RefSeq and is a predicted model, not a curated record.
GCCGCCAUAUUGGAUUUUCGAUAAUAGCGUGUAUAUGUAAAUAUUAUUGGCUUUUGUUGUUCGUCUCGCAAUUUUCACAAAUUACCUCCUUUUCCAAUAGUUUUCCGCAUUCUUACCACAAUGAACGACUCCAACGUGUGUCGAUUGUGCUUAUUCAAUAACAAUACUGUGCUAAAUUUGUUCCAGGCAAAAGAAAAUCAAGUUAUUCAGAAGAUUCUUAAAUAUCUCUGUUUUGAGAUAAAGGAGGAUGACAAUCUGCCGAAAGAUAUCUGUUUGUCGUGCUAUGAGAAAAUCGAGGCUUUUCACAAGUUUUUUGAGGAGGUGUCACAAAACCAAACAAUGCUCGCUUAUGCUCAAACCCAGAACAGUCCAGUGAUUAUAACAUCUGCCGCGCCGCCGAUUCUAGAUCCAAAUCAGAAAUCCAUCACGAUGGCGCAUCAUCAGUUGCAGGAGUUCAUCAAGAUCGAGGACAUCAGCGGUAGUCACAUAGAUUUGCAGAGUUUGUCCGCCGGCGGACCGGUUCCCACCACGAUAGCCGUCAUCAGUUCGGUGACAUUCAACAAUGGCACGGCGACGACUAACUACACGCUUCAGCCGGUGACGCAGGCGUUGCAGGGCGCUUUUCCGAUUGUAGCCAACGCUGAGCCUUUGCCUGAGCCCACACCGAUGGCCAAGGAGGACUUGGCAGACGAUAUGAAGAAGGGGGCUAACAAAGUGGAAGAUUCACCGACUCAGGCGCGCGUGCGGCGGAAGAGAGUAAAGGAAAAGCCGGGGAACACCACACAGAUCAGCGAGAAUCUUGCCAAGGAUGAUGAAAUGGAGAGCGAAGCGUGGCUGAAGAUGGACGAUCUCACUGAGGAUACGAAGGAAGAUGAGGAGCCUCGAAAUGAUCACUUUGAGAACAUUGAAUUUCCCAAUUUCCCCAAGAAGAUCAUCCAGGACACGAAGCUCCUCAUCAGAGGCAAAGCCUUAAUAUCACUCAUGUCCAAGUUCUAUCGAUUAGACUGCGAUUUGUGUGCUGAAGGAUCAAAAGGGGGGAAGAAAGUAUUCAAGAAGCUGUCCGUGCUCUGCAAUCACUACACGGAAGUGCACAACAUCAAGGGAUAUGUGAUUUGCUGUGGAGUGAAGCUGAUAAAGCCUAGAGCGAUGGCCAUGCACAUGGCGAGGCAUCUUCAACCGGAAGCUUUCAGGUGUCCUGAGUGCAGCAAAAUGAUGACAUGCCCGAAGAUCCUACAGUAUCAUGUGCAGAAUCAUCUGCCGGAGGAGAAAAGGCCACUGGCCUGUCCUGACUGUCCUCGCAGAUUCAGCUACAGCAGCGCUCUUGUGGCGCACUCGAUAUCCCACCAGCCGGAAAGCCAGAGAGCCGCUCAUGUUUGCGAUGAGUGUGGAAAAACGUUUUCCUCUCCCGGACGCUUGUCCACACACAUCAAUGUGGCGCACACGAAGCAGGGAAUCAGUUUCGUCUGUCACGUGUGCGCGAAGCAGUUCGCCUGCAAAGGGAAUCUCACAUAUCACCUGACUACGCACCAGCCGCGUGUGCACCAGGUGCAGUGCCAGCAGUGCGGCAAGUGGCUGAAGAAUAAGCUCUGCCUGCGGAAGCAUAUGGUGCAGCACUCAAUGGUGCGCUUCAAUUGCGACCUGUGCGAGUACUCCGCCCUCAAUCGCCAGUGCCUGAGGAACCACGUGCGUGUGCAACACACAGACUUGAAGCCCUUCUGCUGUUCGCAGUGCGGCAGGACGUUCAAGCUGAAGAACACCCUCCUGAAUCAUAUGGUGCAGCACACAGGACUGAAGAAAUUCUCCUGCCAAUUUUGCAGCCGCACCUUCGCCUCGUCAGGCAACUACUACAGCCACCGAAAGCGAAUGCACCCCACGGAACUCGCGGACUUCAACAGGAAGCGAGAAGAGGAGGAAAACAUUCUGAGAGCAAAAGCGCUGGCCGGGAAGCUCUCUUCCUAAGCUGUAUCUCAUAGUGGCAACUCAUUCCGUCUUCUUUUUGUUUUGAUAUCAACACAAAUCGUAAAAGAUGCACUUUUGUAUCCUAUUUUCUAUUUUCAACCAGUGAACAUAAUGCUAUUCAUCCGUGAAUAUAGUUAUAUUGAAGCAUCAAAAUUUAUC